Messenger RNA from Neurospora tetraspora, 1626 nucleotides. Its product is annotated as nucleoside transporter family. Bases 1 to 1626 code for a protein of 541 amino acids. Gene Ontology annotation, biological process: transmembrane transport. The record is from RefSeq and is a predicted model, not a curated record. The transcript has 2 exons. Gene Ontology annotation, cellular component: fungal-type vacuole membrane; plasma membrane. Gene Ontology annotation, molecular function: transmembrane transporter activity. Lineage: Eukaryota; Fungi; Ascomycota; Sordariomycetes; Sordariales; Sordariaceae.
AUGGACCACAGUACUGACGAGGAAUCCAGAAUUGGGGGUGAUGGUGUCAAGGAUACCCACGAGGAGAAACCAGAGAAACCGUUGCCAUCUGGCAGCAAUCCUCCCCAAGAGCGCCAUAUCACCUGGCUCGAUACACUCCGGCACUAUGAAGGUGUCUUGGACCGAAAGGUCGGCGUCGAAGCCCGCGCAGUCCAGAGAAAGAGACCCGAAGAUCGCGACCCUCAAUACACAAAAUGGCACAACCAAGCCGUCAUGUCCCUGCUAUGGAUGAGCUCAACACUGAACCUGGCCUGCUUUGCAACCGGCUUCCUGGGCACAACACUAGGUCUGGAUUUGAGAACAUCACUUACCAUUAUCAUCACAGCCACCUUUCUGGGGAGUGCUGUUCCUGGAUGGUGCGCCACCCUAGGCCCCAGCACCGGCCUCCGUCAAAUCUCCAUCUCCCGCUACUCCCUCGGCUGGUGGCCGUCCAAAGCGGCCGCCAUCCUCAACGUCAUCGGGCAAAUCGGCUGGUCAUCCGUCGGCUCCAUCACCAGCGGCCUUGCCCUCGCCGCCGUCUCGGACGGCGCCAUCCACCUCGAGAUUGGCGUGGUUUUGUCAAUUGCCAUCAGCUUCGUCGUCUCCAUCAUCGGCCUCAAAGCCGUUUUCGCGUAUGAUAAGUUCGCGGGCUUGGUGAUGGCCUUUGUCUUUAUAACCAUGUACACCGAAGCCGUACCUGCCGUUCAACAACCCCCAAAACCCAGCCCUGAAUCUGCUGCUGUCUCAACCCUAUCCGGCCCAGCACUAACAGCCUCCUCCCUAAAACUCUUCUCAGUAAUCUACGGCUCCUCCGUCUCCUGGGCCUCGGUAGUAUCCGAUUACUACGUCGAAUACCCGCCCACCACCUCUUCCCUCAAGAUCUUCCUCCUCACCACUUUGGGUCUGGCCCUUCCUACUUGCUUCGCCAUGAGUCUCGGCGCCCUCGUCUCCUCUUCUCUUUCUUCCCACCCAGUCUGGCUUGCCGCCUACAACCAAGGAGGCAUCGGUUUCUUGAUCCAAACCAUCAUCUUCCCCACGGGACUCGCCAAGUUCUUGUUGGUGUUGCUCGCCUUCUCGGGGCUCGCAACGAAUUCCAUCUCGUUUUAUAGCGCGAGUCUGUCCAUUCAGCAGUUUUCUAGACGCUUGGCGGCGGUGCCCAGGUUUAUUUGGACUACGAUCCUUCUUAUAGCCGUCGUCUUGCUGAGUCUGGUGGGGAGGGAUAAACUGUUGGUCUUUUUGCAAAGCUUUUUGGGAUUGUUGGGGUGUUGGGUCACGAGUUUUGUGGCGGUUAUGGUGGUGGAACAUUAUCUUUUUCGGAUCCAUGGGUGGCGGAGGUGUGGUGGUGGUUGUGCGGACUAUGACUUGGAGGCGUGGGAUACAAGACAAAAUAUGCCGGUUGGUAUAGGGGGUGGGUUGGGGUUCGCGGCGGGGAUUGUGGGUGGACUUUUGGGGAUGAGUUCGACUUGGUAUACGGGUGUUGUGGCGAGGUUAAUUGGGGGUGGUGAGGAUGGGAGGUAUGGGGAUGUUGGGUUUGAGAUGGCGUUUUUGUGUGCGGUGGUGGUGUUUGUGCCGGCGAGGUGGGUGGAGAGGAGGGUGAUGAGGCGGUGA